ACAAAGGAGGGAAAAUGAGCCGGGCGGCGGCGGCGCGGCGCGGGGCCACCACGGCGGCGGCGAGCGCGGCCGCCCCCGGCACCACGUAAACCGCCCCCGCCCGCCCAGCCGCGGCCCAGGCCCGAGUGGAGCCUGCCGCCUGCAGCCGUCCGCCCGCCUGCAGCUCGCCUCCUCAGCCCUAAGCGUCGCCUCCCGGCCCGCCGAGGAGGUGGAGGAGGAGGAGGCGCUGCUUUGCCCGCGGCGCGCGCCCUCGCUGUUGUCUGAGCUCUGCUCUGGACCAGUUUGGGGAAGUUGCCCCGCGUCACCCAGAUGUGCGACCUCAUUGAGCCGCAGCCAGCCGAGAAGAUCGGCAAGAUGAAGAAGUUGCGGAGAACUUUGUCAGAGAGUUUCAGCCGCAUUGCUUUGAAGAAAGAUGACACCACCUUUGAUGAGAUAUGUGUCACAAAGAUGUCUACACGGAAUUGCCAGGGAAUGGACUCAGUGAUCAAACCCCUGGACACAAUUCCUGAGGAUAAAAAAGUCAGAGUUCAGAGGACACAGAGCACUUUUGACCCAUUUGAGAAACCAACUAAUCAAGUAAAGAGGGUGCAUUCUGAGAACAAUGCUUGCAUUAACUUUAAGACCUCCUCCACUGGCAAAGAGUCACCUAAAGUUAGGCGGCACUCCAGCCCCAGCUCGCCAACAAGUCCCAAAUUUGGAAAAGCUGACUCAUACGAAAAACUGGAAAAGCUAGGGGAAGGAUCUUAUGCUACAGUAUACAAAGGGAAAAGCAAGGUAAAUGGGAAGUUGGUAGCUCUGAAGGUGAUUAGGCUGCAAGAAGAAGAAGGGACACCUUUCACAGCUAUCAGGGAAGCUUCUCUGUUAAAAGGACUAAAACAUGCUAACAUAGUGCUACUUCAUGACAUCAUCCAUACCAAGGAGACGCUGACCCUUGUGUUUGAAUAUGUGCAUACUGAUUUAUGUCAGUACAUGGACAAGCACCCUGGGGGGCUGCAUCCAGAUAAUGUGAAGUUGUUUUUAUUUCAGUUGCUGCGAGGGCUGUCUUACAUCCACCAGCGUUAUAUUUUGCACAGAGACCUGAAACCACAGAACCUUCUGAUCAGUGACACGGGGGAGUUGAAGCUGGCAGAUUUCGGUCUUGCAAGAGCAAAAUCCGUCCCUAGCCACACAUACUCCAACGAAGUGGUUACCUUGUGGUACAGACCUCCAGAUGUCCUUCUAGGCUCAACAGAAUAUUCCACCUGCCUUGACAUGUGGGGAGUAGGUUGCAUCUUUGUUGAAAUGAUCCAAGGAGUUGCUGCUUUUCCAGGAAUGAAAGACAUUCAGGAUCAACUUGAACGAAUAUUUCUGGUUCUUGGAACGCCAAAUGAGGACACAUGGCCUGGAGUUCAUUCUUUACCACAUUUUAAGCCAGAACGCUUUACCCUGUACAGCUCUAAAAACCUUAGACAAGCGUGGAAUAAGCUCAGCUAUGUGAACCAUGCAGAGGAUCUGGCCUCUAAGCUCCUACAGUGUUCCCCAAAGAACAGACUAUCGGCACAGGCUGCCUUGAGCCACGAGUAUUUUAGUGACCUGCCCCCACGGCUAUGGGAACUCACCGAUAUGUCUUCUAUUUUUACUGUCCCAAAUGUGAGAUUGCAACCAGAAGCUGGAGAAAGCAUGCGGGCCUUUGGGAAAAACAAUAGUUACGGCAAAAGUCUAUCAAACAGCAAGCACUGACGAGCAGCACAUUCUCAAGAGUGCACAGGAUUAAGUUGUCAUCAUUCUGGGAAGAAAAAAAAAAAAACAUUAAUGAAGUGGCCAAUAAUAUGAAGGGAAUCUUGGAUCAGUUUUCUUUCGCUCCCUGUGGUGAAUUUCACUCACAAGAAAGUUGAAGCUGGCAAGACCCUGUUUUCUCUGCAAUUUAUUUAAAACUUUGCAUGCAUUUGGAUACCUUGUGAUUUCCAAGAACUAUGUGAAGAUUAAGCUUUGCUUACUGAUACAUGGCAUGUGUUCUUUUCAGUCUUUUGUGUUUGAUUUUGUUUGAUUUCCCUCUGUAGCGCAGCGUCUCUGUAAAGGUUUUUGUGUUUUCACCAGCCAUGUGUUAAAUACAUUAAGACAACACAUUUGGUGUUCACACUUCUUCAGUAAUGUCUGUACUUGAAAGCCACAGAGUGGCAUAAAACGAUGUGUGUUUUCUUUGAGAGCAGUGCACAUUUUGCAAUCACUAUGAAGGAAAUUUUCUGCUAAAGCAAACCUCUGUUCUUUGACUUGACAACUUGGCCCCUGACUGUGGGGCCCCACCUGUAGCUUACCUUUUGAGAACAUUUGCAAAUGUGGUUUUUUUUUUUUACUUGGAAAUAACUGCACAUUUAUAUAUAGGAUAUUGGACUGUGCUUAGCAUUUUCAAGCCACAUAGCAUGACUGUUUUUUGAAUAGGUUGAAAGAGAAAAAAACAAUUAUCAAACAUUAAGAGCAAAGACAGGGAUAAAUUGCUUAUGUUUCAGCUUCUGGAGAUUGAGGUAACUGUGUUUUUUUCCAUCCAUUCUGUUACACUUUGCAUUUUCUAACUGGAGGAAAGAGUGAGGAACAGAAUGUUUUAAACCUGGUGCAAAAGAACUGUAUCUGUUGGAUGAGCCUUGAAAGCAAUCUUGGCUGGUUAAGGCUUGCAAAGUAAAUUACGUAGUUAUCCAGUUCACGGUUUGCUCAGUUACAACAAAGCACCUUUUUAAAAAAUUACAUUAAAAAAAAUUCCAAGCCAUUGGAAGACAUCAUUGGGUUCCUUACUUUAAGACAUCUCCUGGAAUAACUGUUCAAAUGUAGAUUUGAGAAACAAGGCAGGAAUCUUGCUUUAAAGAUGGAAAGGGGAUUGGCGCGGUUUCCUUUUUUCAGGGGUUUGGGGGCUCUUGGGGGUUGCGGGUGGUUUUUUGCCCUUGGGGAAAGUGGGCCCGGGCGGUUUUUUUGUUUUAUUUUGGGGGGGGGGUUGCUUGCUGCGGGCCGGUUCCCGUUGGGGCGGGCUUCCUUGCGGAUUGCCCAUUGUUCUUGCGGCCAAGGGGGCGUUUGGGGGCUUUCUUUUAAGGGUUGAACCUUGGUUCUUUUGCCCCCAAUUUCUUCCAAAAUUCCUUUUUUUUCCUUGUUUUUCCUUUUUCUUUUUGUUCGGAAGGAGGGGGGGAUUGGUUGGUUGUUUGAAUUUUUUCUCCUUUUUUUGGGUUGAGGCUUGGGAUUUAGGGGCAGGUUUGAUUAGCCUUUUUUUUGGGGUUUGGUUGGGGUUAAGGUUUUUUUUUAUUCAGGUUCAUUCCCGGAGGGAACUUGACUUCGGACUUCUUAGGUUUUAAAUUGUUCUUUUUUCGGGGUGGUGUUUUGGUUGUUUUUUUCAGGUUCUUGUUUCUUCUUUCCCGGUUUUGGCUUUCUUUUUAACUUUUUAGGCUUUAGGAACGGAUUUUUUUCUUGUUUGUUUUAAAGAGAGCAGAAAACACCCAAGUGUAGAAUGUCUACUGUUUGCUACCUAGAAAUCUUUUCCAUUCCUCCUUCAUACAUUCCAACCCACUGGAAGUCUUUAGAGGUAUUUUAAUUUAAAGUAUACUUAAAUUAGGAUUUCUUAAAAAAUAUAUAUAGGGAGAAAACUUUACAUGCAAUUAAAAAUGGCCUUUCCUGUGACUUGUUUUGAAUCAUUCAUUUGGAGAAGAGGCAUGACUUUUGUAUUUCACUAAGUCUAAAGCAAGAGCAACUGAUAGUUAAAUGUUGCUUUUUAAUAAGGUUUUGAACUUGAAAAUUUGAAAAUAUUUAAUGUUGAAAGACUUCAACUAGGACUAUUAGAGAUGCAUGUCCCUGUCAUAGGCAGCUUCUGUGGAGAAGUUAAAUAUUAUACUGAUCAGUGGAGAGAAAAUUCUGUUUUGUUACAGAGACAUACCUCUCACAAGGUCAGGAGGUUUUGAGUACCCUAUACUUGCCAUGCAUACAGGAAAUCCAAAGUUUGGUUUCUCUCUCUUCCUCUCUCUCUCUCUCUCCCUCUCUCCCUCCCUCCCUCCUACCCCUGGCCCCUCUUUCUCCCUCCCUCUCUCCUUCCCCUAUUUGCAAUCAUGAUCUCCCUUGGUUUCUUUCCUCUUCUGCCCUCUUUGUGGGCAGUCAUGAAAAUCAAUACAGACUGUGUUCAUUAGCAGAUUUAUUAUUCUAUUAAGAAAGCGCUGGAAUGUUUUGUAAGAUUAUUUUUAUAAGAAGGAAUAUCUUGAACUCAAACAGAUGGUAAGAAUAGUACAAACACCUUAGCACAUCGCUGCACACACAGUAUUCUGAAAGGAGAUUUGACCCUUAAUUUCCAUUUUCUUAAAAGAACAGUUUGGUUGAUUUUAAAAUAUACAUAGGAUGUGGAAAAAAAUGUUUGCAGCGCUCAGCAAAAAAUAGGGGACAUAAGACAGGGUGGCUGUCCAUCCACUGAUGCAGGGGUGAGAAGCGAUUUCUACCUCCCAAGAGUGAUUAGAAAGUUUCCAGGAGCCCUCUGACUUACAAAGAAAGUGAGGCCUCUUGGUAUCCAUUCCUCGGUGUGUAUAUGACAGCCAGUAUAAUCAGUACCUUUGGUUAUGCAUUUAUAUGAUACUCAUCUGUGAAUAUUAUUGGUUUUGUAAUCUUUGUUAUAUAAGAGGCUAUUUAAGCUGUCUAUACUGGGGUAGAUGUUGCCUGCCUCCUAUACAUAGGAAUAUGAUGCAUAACUGUGCAUAAGUUCCAUCUACUUUACUGGCCUGUAGACAGAAGAAAUGUAUAUGUUAUUGCCCUGUAAUUUUCUCAUACACCAAAAACACACAGAAAAAAAUCAAUAAAAUAAGCAAUCUUCUAUUCUCAUUCCUUUUCCCACAGCAGCAUAUUUUAGAGGCACAUACAAAACCUACAUUCUCAGUUGGGAGUGGAUUUUUAAGUUUUCCCUUUAUGUUUUAUUUAUUUAUUUUUUUGUAUGAUGCGCUGAGAUGUGUACUUUCUAACAGGGGAUUGGUACCUAAGAAAUAUGUUAGCAUUAUUCAGAAAACUAUUAUACUUUCAAAUGACACAUAGUAAGGAGAAUGGAAUAAUACAUGUUGCCUAUUUGUUACCAGUUGUAAUUUGUCUGUAUUAUGAAAGAUGUAAUGGUUUGUCAGCUGUCACUGUUGUUUUCUUGUAACAUGAUAUGGAAUAAAGUAUAGCAGAAUCUCCA
This is a messenger RNA of Cebus imitator (Panamanian white-faced capuchin), 5161 nucleotides long. RefSeq names its product cyclin dependent kinase 14 (gene CDK14). Gene Ontology annotation, molecular function: cyclin binding; ATP binding; cyclin-dependent protein serine/threonine kinase activity. The record is from RefSeq and is a predicted model, not a curated record. Lineage: Eukaryota; Metazoa; Chordata; Mammalia; Primates; Cebidae. The transcript is spliced from 15 exons. Gene Ontology annotation, biological process: protein phosphorylation. Gene Ontology annotation, cellular component: cytosol; cytoplasm; nucleus. Bases 310 to 1719 code for a protein of 469 amino acids.